Molecule: messenger RNA, 1313 nt
Organism: Oppia nitens
Lineage: Eukaryota; Metazoa; Arthropoda; Arachnida; Sarcoptiformes; Oppiidae
Product: serine/threonine-protein kinase fray2-like
Exons: 2
Coding region: 188-1261 (357 amino acids)
Source: RefSeq, a predicted model, not a curated record
UAUGAUGACUAACACAAUGAAAGUGUAAAUAAAUUUAUGACAAAAUUAAUAACAAAAUUAAAAUUUAAUUAAAACUGUUAAUCAUUUUUGUGACAAAUUUUUUAAUAAAACAAUUAUUUGGUUGCAAUCGAGUCAGUCAUACGUCCGUUGAAAACAAGUAUUACCGAUGUAUUUGUGACCAAACAAUAUGAUGGACGACGACUUUGACAUCUAUGCCGAUCUCGACGAUAACGACAAGAAAGGUCGGGAUCUAACUGUCACCUCAAAGACAUGCUUGAAGAGUGACACCACUCGGCCUAUGGCUAUGGCGGCCAUCAAAUGUGAUGAUCACUCGCAAAAUGAUAUGAUCUUAAGCGAGUUAACCAUUUUGGAGAAGACGCUCAACACUACUGAAGAGACCAACAAAAGUCUUGUCCAACAAAACGAAGAGCUGCGCAAAGAGUUGGCCGACAAAGACAAACAGUUAAUCAUUUUGAAGACAAACAUAUCGUCACUCUAUAAGACGGCUAAAGCGGAAAUCGAUCGCAAAAAGUUUGAUAUCGAUAGCUUAAGAAGUGAAUUGGAUUCAUUGAUCUUCAACCGAUUGAAGAGCAAUGGUGUCAACUCAAGUCAUGACAUUAAUAAGUAUAUCAAUGAUCGACAAAAGAAGUUCUACAGCGACAAGAGUACCAACACUUGUAGAGAUCUGACAUCACAUGAUUUCAGUCAUCAUCACCGUUCAGAUCACCAUCGAAGUCAUAAUUCAAGUGAUAGACCAAAUGAUAGGUUGUCGGCAAAAGAGUCAAACAGUAAUCCAAAGCGAAGCAAAAGUCGUAGUCAUUCCCGUCGGCGAAGCCUUGAGCGACGUAAUAGAAGUCCUUCGCCACGACAUAGAAAUCGGGACCGAAGUCAUGAUAGAGGAGGACAUGACCGUAAAAGACACCGAACUGCUGAUGAACGCAACAACAACAACGAGAGAGACAAAGAUAGAAAUAAAAACACAAAUAAAGAUAAAAUUAAAGACACUAAAAGUAGUUGUAAUAAAACGCUUAAUAAUAAUAAUAAUGAGCGCAGCAGUAGUAGUAGUAGAAGAAGUGGUAGCAAAGCGACAACUAAUGAUAAUAAUAGAGAGAUGACUGAUAAGUGUCGGAGAGAUAAAGAUAUAGUUAUUAGGGAUAAGGAUAAAGAUAGAGACAAACUAAGAGUUGAUAGACAUAAGGAUAGGAGAGAUAAGAUUAAUAAGAAAGAGAAACAAACAAAAUGUGAGAAAAUAGAGAAAUAAUUAAAUAUUUUUAGUGACAAUUUUGAGAGUAAUAAUUUGUUGCUAACACUUG